CAGCUCCAUGGGAAUAAAGGAAAAGAGGACUAAUCUAUGGGCUGUGUUACGGGGGAAGUGUUUCAAUAUCCUAGAAUACGGUACUCUAUCUGAUAAUAAGAAGAAAGGAUAGACGAGGAACAUGCAUAUGUUUUGCUGAGAUAAGGAAAUUAACAAUUACACAAAUAACUUUGAGCAUAUAUUUGCUUGCUAGGUAGCUAACGUGCGUGAAGCUUGUCAGACAGACAGCAAGCCAGUUUGCACUAUGAGCUCGCCAGUUCUUUAGCUCUGAUAGCUAGCAUGUUUGAGAGUCACACCCAGUAUUGUGGGUCCCAUUAAUUGUUAUAGACUCCAAGGUAACAUCACUGUUACCCAAUGCGAAAGGACAGACACUGUUGUCUACCAGACGUGACUUAUUUUUUCAGUUAUAUGUUGAAAUUAGUGUGUAGCACUAGUGUGUAGCACUAGUAAUUGUAAGUUACAGUAACGUUAGCCAGCUAGCGACAUGCCACAGGCUAUUUUGGUAGGAGGUAGAUAACGUUAGCCAGCCAAAUUGCUAGCUGUCGAGAGCAAGCGGCUAGAGUUUUGGCUUUAAUCAGUCACAGUUAUCUGUACACGUCUUGUGGGUUAUUUUCCAUUUGGAUUGCUAUCUAAGGUUUAACUAGUCACACAGUUCCUUUGUGAUUGCGUUGUAAUAUGAGCGUCCCAAUGUAUACAUUUGUUCUUCGCGAUGAUACCAGCAGCAUCUAUGCUGAAGUUUCUAAAAUUCUCGUUGCCACUGGAAAAUGGAAGAGACUGAAAAAGGAUAAUCCUCGAUUCAAUUUAAUGCUGGGGGAACGAAACAGACUUCCAUUUGGACGAUUAGGCCAUGAACCGGGACUGACGCAGCUGGUGAAUUAUUACAGAGGAGCAGACAAGCUUUGUCGCAAAGCAUCACUAGUUAAGUUAAUUAAGACCAGUCCAGAGCUGUCUGAUUCCUCUACUUGGUUCCCGGAAUCUUACAUUAUUUACCCCACCAAUCUUAACACCCCUGUGGCCCCAGCCAAGAAUGGCAUUAGUCACAUGAAGAGCAAUCCCAAGACAGAUGAAAGAGAGGUGUUCUUAGCAUCGUACCACUGCAGAAAGGAAAGUGGAGAGGGAUCAGUUUGGAUUGCCAAAUCAUCUGCUGGAGCCAAAGGCACUGGAAUUUUGAUAUCCCAUGAUGCAAACCAGUUGCUGGAGUACAUUGAUAAUCAGGGACAAGUUCACAUCAUCCAGAAGUACCUAGAGAGACCUCUGCUACUGGAACCAGGGCAUCGCAAAUUUGACAUCCGGAGCUGGGUGCUAGUGGACCACCAGUAUAAUAUCUACCUGUAUCGAGAAGGAGUGCUGAGGACGUCCUCUGAGCCUUACAAAAGUACAGACCUUGAGGACAUGACCAGCCACCUCACCAACCACUGCAUCCAGAAAGAGCAUUCUCAGAACUAUGGGCGUUAUGAAGAGGGCAAUGAGAUGUUCUUUGACGAGUUUAGGCAGUACCUUCUCAACACUCACAAUGUCACACUGGAAGCAUCCAUUUUACCUCAAAUCAAACAGAUCAUCAGGAGUUGUUUAACAUGCAUUGAGCCAGCCAUCAGCACGAAGCACCUCUCCUACCAGAGCUUCCAGCUGUUUGGCUUUGACUUCAUGGUGGACGAGGACUUCAAAGUUUGGCUCAUCGAGAUCAACGGCGCACCAGCUUGCGCACAGAAAUUGUACCCAGAGCUCUGCCAAGGAAUCGUGGAUGUGGCCGUCUCCACCGUCUUCUCCCUGACCGUUGACCCCCUCUCCACCUCGCCUCCGUUCUCCACGUCACCCUCCCUUACGUCAAACAACUGCUGCUCCUCUCCCAAACUACGAGCACCUCAUCAAAUCGGCCCUUUCAUCAAGCUAUAAGCACACACACUGCUUCCAGCCCUGCCCUUGGACAGUUCGCCUCCCCUGCGGUCCCACCCAAUGCUACUUCCGAUGUGGCCCCAAGUCGGCCUCUAGCUGGCUUCUGAGAGAUGUACUCCCCCUGAAAAGGGUGCCCUCAGAGAGGAGUAGUGUGGGGUGGGUUACCCGCAUCUGUAAAGAAGGGAAAAAAAGGCCACUGAUGACGAUUGGCCACUGAUGAAGACGACAUGAAUGUGUGAAGAGUGGAAUGGAAGGUGUGUGUCUUGAGAUGGUGACAGGUGUGUGUAGGUCAUUCAAAGAGGAGGAUGAGGGGUCUAGUGACCGGAUAGUCCUGUCACACAGGGUUGUCUGGUCAGAUCUUGCCGAGAGGAAGAGUAUGAUUGGAUGAAAGGUAGCAAAGAUAGAGGAAACUCUUGAGGAUGUAGUGUUAAUGAGGCAAAACGUAACGCAUAGAGCCUUGUUGGAAGAUAAGGGGAGAGGAUCUCUUGAAGUUUCCAAGACUUCAGUGCCUUAAAUGUUCAUGGCCGUGUACCCUUAGCAAGUCUCUGUGACUAGAGUUUGUCUGGUGUUGCUUCUCUUAUUGUUCCUAUCAUACAUAUCAUGGAAGCUGAAAAAAAUGCCUGUCCGUGCCUGUCACUCAGUGUACAGGCCUACUUCUUAACGGCAUUAAGAACGGCAUUCUGUAUCUGUGUAAUUAACAAAACGGAAUUAUGACCCACAAUGAGGCAAAAAAAGAAAGACCUUCCCGGAAAGGUUUUGGCUAUAUUCAGAUGCUCUUAGUAUUUUUCCCUUGUCCUGUUGGUCAGUAGGAUAGAACAUUUUUCAGGCAUUUCAGUUGCUCCCUCAUUGGUACACAUUUGCUUAUAUGAUAAGGCUAACAGCAAAGCUAACAAUAGCUUAUUAAAAAAAUCAAGUUAACGAUGAAAUGAAAUAUAAGUCUGUGUGAAAAUUGUUGUAAUGGUUCUGGCAACUAGUUGUUCCCUGAUAACUUGACCGAUAGAAAUACCCUACAGAAUAUCAGUCAGAUGCUACCAGGUCACAUGGUCACACAUAUCCCCUAGCUGGAGCUGUUCAAGGUGAAGCACAACCGAUUUAGAAUGUUUAGGAAUGAAUUAGAUGAAGAGGAUUCAAAUCCCCCAAAUUCUGUUUUGUGCAGGUAUAGAUUGAUAAUUGCUGCCCUCCACCUGAAGAAAUAAUUUGUUAAGAAAAUAUCUUUCCAUAUUAUUUUGUGUCUUACUGUAGUUGUUUGCAGUUAACAUGUGUCCAUUUUGUAUGUACAAACUGCAUGUUGAAGUGUGUCAAAAAGAAAGUUGUGCAUAGCCCAAUGACUCUUUGUAGACAGGUCACAAGUACCCUACUUUAAGAUUAAGAUUUGUGUUUCCUAAUAUACAUAUUUCUCUAUAAUAAUCCCUCCCUUAGAAAUACUGAGCAGAUGUUUUUAUUGUGUUUUAACAAUAUGUUAAUCUUCAUCCAGUCAUUGGCUCCAUUUAUCAGUUUGUCACUAGGCAAACAGGAGAGACAUAGAAUUUAAUGGUGCAAACAUUUUGGACUGUCACUAUUCAAGGUGCAUAGCAAAAAUGGCCAGAUUAAAUUCUUGUCUCAGAUAUAGCUGAUAUUUUGCACUGUUUGUGUAACUUUUUAACAUUAUCAAGUCAUUAAGGAAUGCUUGAUUUUUACAGUCGACCCUAUAUUUACUGCUCAUGAAAAGCUAGGCUUUUGCAUGCUUAAAUAUAGUUAAGCUGUAUGGAUUUUGCACGGAAACUGUAAAGGGUAGCUCCAUCUGCCGUAUAAAUGUGUUUCUUGCGUGUUUUAAAAUAGUUUUUGUUUUGUUUGUGUUACCCAAGUAUUUGUUUUGCUAAUUUUAAAAUAGUAUUACAUGUUUUUGUUACAUCAGCUUUUCACCAUUUGCCUGCAGAAUUUAUGAAGGGAUUUGUAAUGUGUAAAUUAGUCCUAUAAAGGGGAACUUUAAUUUAUAAAGAAGACAGAUGCACAAUUUGGCAAUAUGCUGGAGGAAAAAAGGAAAUUUUACUGUUUAAGCUUAAGUUGGAUCUCAGAUCUGUACGCUCAGACAAUUCAUGGCUUCCAUAGUUCUGUUUCAUAUGCCAUUCGGGAUUUUAUCCUAAUGUCAUCAAAGUAGUGUUAUCACAGUGUUACACAGGGGAAAAACCUUCCAUCGAGGGAAAAGGGUGCCUUACUGAAAAUAACUUCGUAGAAGUUCCACUGUUUAAUUUAUUAAUCCUUUGCAUUAACAUGAUGUUUCAACACUUUCAGUAUGGUUAUAGAAUCCUUAAAAUAAAAAGUGAACAGCUGUACAAUCUUAUGUAACACAAAUUCUAACCCUCUGUUUGUCAACGACCCUCCAAGGCAUUCCCUAUUCCAAACCAAAGAGAAUUACUGCUUGUAUUUUGUAAUACAGAACAAGUGUAUUGUGUUUUGAAAUGUUUCUGUGGUUUGUGGGAAUGCAUGUAUCUGCUGUCUUAAAGCUUGUGUAGCAGGUGGACGUGGGAGUCCAACGUCAACAUCGACAGUGGUCCCAGGGUGCUUUCUCCUGUGACAUCAUCAAAUCAGAUCUUAUCAUGAAGUCUUGCUCUUACUGCUUUUAUACAUGAAAUUCCACUGGUUAAAUAAGACAUCUACCAGCCACCCUGUGCUUGUGUGUUCAGUUCAAUCCUUUGGUUGGUAUAUUUUUUGUUACCUAUUUGUGCAUGGAAACAGCAUCUGUACUGGUAGUACAAAUAAAUACUAUAGUAGUG
Molecule: messenger RNA, 4646 nt
Organism: Alosa alosa (allis shad)
Lineage: Eukaryota; Metazoa; Chordata; Actinopteri; Clupeiformes; Clupeidae
Gene: ttl
Product: tubulin tyrosine ligase
Exons: 7
Coding region: 676-1893 (405 amino acids)
Biological process (GO): protein modification process
Source: RefSeq, a predicted model, not a curated record